Molecule: messenger RNA, 1806 nt
Organism: Mollisia scopiformis
Lineage: Eukaryota; Fungi; Ascomycota; Leotiomycetes; Helotiales; Mollisiaceae
Product: Isochorismatase hydrolase
Exons: 4
Coding region: 1-1806 (601 amino acids)
Biological process (GO): proton motive force-driven ATP synthesis
Molecular function (GO): proton transmembrane transporter activity
Source: RefSeq, a predicted model, not a curated record
AUGAACUCGAUCGCCCAGCUCGCCGCCCGCUCUGCCCGCCUCAAUGGCGCCUCGGCCCUGCGACAGGCAAACCCAAUUGCUCGUCGAGCCUUCACAAAUGGUCCCACCACCUCAAUCUCCCGCUUCCAAUCAGCCAACAAGUCCGGCUUGAUCGCCAGCCGCGCUCUCCUCCGCAACGCCGCCUCCAACAUCGCACGCGGACAGUCCCGUGGCGUCGUGACGGAGACCAUCACGGUCGGAGCCGCCAUCUACAGCGCUGGCAAGCUCAUCGGAGCUGGUGCCGCCGCAGCCGGUCUUAUUGGUGCCGGUACGGGUAUCGGAACGGUGUUUGGUGCUCUCAUCACUGGUGUUGCGAGGAACCCGGCGUUGAGGGGACAAUUGUUCUCAUGGUUUCUUAACGCAUUGGAGGUCGACCCUUUGACGCAUUCGAGGAGGUGGGAGUGUGGCGGAGGGAUGAUUGAGAAGGAUUCUGUGAGUAUGUCUCCAGCGCUCAUUAUCAUCGAUCUUCAAAAUGACUUCGUGUCGCCCGAAGGUACUCUUAAGAAGAAACACGUCCCUCUCGAACUACUGCUGCCUAAGCUGAAGUAUAUAUGCGGCAUCUUCAAAAGCCAGAACUGGCCCAUCGUUGCUGUCAGAUCCGAAUAUUCCAGCGAAAACAGGGACACUAGCUACAAUGAGUCAACAGAAGACCACCUCGCUGGUACUCACGCAGGGAAGCGCAAGUUCUGUACACCAGGUAGCGUUGGAGCGGAGUUGCAUCCUGACGCACAGGCUCUUUUCGAAGAAUAUGGAGCGACAGUUUUCACGAAGACGAUGUACUCUGCCUUUGCUGGCACUUCGCUGCACUCCCAUCUCCAAGCACAGAAUGUCGGUGCGGGUCCACUCUACUUUGCAGGUGUAACAGCCAACAAUUGCGUCCUCGCUUCCUUGACGGCUGCAUUCCAACUUGGGUACAAUGUCUGUGCCUUAGAGGAUUGCAUAGGAGCUACAAAUGAGAUUCUCAAGGAUUCCGCGUUCCGGACAAUCAGCAAGUAUUACGGCAGUGUGGUCUCAGGAUCAACACUCACACCCGAAUCUAUCAAAGAUGAGGCACAAACACCACACCGAAUACUAUACUGGGUCUCCGGCUCGAUCCCCUCUUGGCGCGUCAUGAUGGCUCUAUCCCUCAAAGGACUCCCAUAUACACGAAACAGACUCCAAGUAAUGUCAACACCGAAAGAGACUCGAGCCGACGAAUUCCUCGCCAUCAACCCACGAGGCAAAACACCAACGCUAAUCGACGUCGAUGGCACAAUCCUCAUCGAAUCUUUGGCCAUCCUGCAAUACCUGGAAACUUCGUACCCAACCCCACCUCUCGAGCCACCGAAGGAACAAAAAGCAGCGCAUACCCUCAUGCUACAACGCUUCCACGAAUCGGAAAAUCUGCACAAUGUCUUCGAAGACAUUGAGCUAACUUUUCUUAAAGAUUGGUCAAGGCCAGACUACAAAUUUCGCAUUUACGACGCGUACACGAAAACUAUCCAAGAACUCGGAUUUUGGGAGUCGUAUCUAAGCAAAACUGCUUUUGUAGCAGGCGAUGAGAUGAGUUUGGCGGAUUGCGCGUUCUAUCCAAAUGUGGCUUAUUUGGUACACCGAGGUCUGGAUCUGAAGAGAGAAGGAUUUGAGAAUUUAAAGAGGUAUGUUGAUGCGGUGGGUGGGAUGCAGUGUACGAAGGACGCUCUGCCAGUGCGGUGGGAGAACAGGGGGAAGAAUCUGUUUUUUAAGGUUUAUCAGGUUGUGGAGGAGAUGGGAGGGGUGGAGAGUUGA